This is a messenger RNA of Seriola dumerili (greater amberjack), 2457 nucleotides long. RefSeq names its product peptidase M20 domain containing 2 (gene pm20d2). The transcript has 7 exons. Gene Ontology annotation, molecular function: dipeptidase activity. Bases 224 to 1447 code for a protein of 407 amino acids. The record is from RefSeq and is a predicted model, not a curated record. Lineage: Eukaryota; Metazoa; Chordata; Actinopteri; Carangiformes; Carangidae.
UCUCCCACCCCGACCCCUCCACACUUUCUGAACGGCGCUAAAUUUAUGAAGGAGAGCAAAUUCACUUUGACAGCGGUUCGCACAAAACCAAAGUCACAGGCAGGGUGAACCAAAUGAAACUUUAAUGUGAAACAGAAUAAUGUAGGGUUACUGCUUCCUGUGCUAUCUGGACUCUAGCUCGGUCUACAGACAGUGUGUUGUGUUGAACAGACAGUCGGGCCACAUGGACAAACAACAGCAGAUGAAAGAGACCCUCCAGCUGGGCAUAGACAGGUGCAAAGACGAGCUGUACAGCUUGAGUCGGGACAUUUGGAGCCGCCCUGAACUCGCCGGUGACGAGACAUAUGCGCACGACAGGCUGGUCCACUUCUUCUCUCAGGAGGACCAGACAUGGACGGUCCAAAGUCACUACAAGCUGCCGACCGCAUUCAGGGCCAGCUGGGGUCCGGUAGGUGGCAGGGAGGGUGACCCCGUGCUGAACGUGGCGUUCCUGUGCGAGUACGACGCGCUCCCAGGUAUCGGACACGCCUGCGGGCACAACCUGAUAGCGGAGGUGGGAGCUGCGGCCGCUGUGGGGCUGAGAGCUGCCUUAGAAAACCAGACUGAACUACCUGUCCCAGUAAAGAUAACUGUUCUGGGAACUCCUGCAGAGGAGGCUAUAGGAGGAAAGAUCGACCUGAUCAAGGAGGGGGCCUUUGCUGACGUCGACCUCGUCUUCAUGGCUCAUCCGGCUCAGCAGGACGCUCCAUUCCUGCCCUGUGUUGCACUCGAUGAGGUGUCAGUGAAGUACCUCGGGAAGGCAUCCCAUGCUUCUGCGUACCCGUGGGAGGGGGUGAACGCCCUGGAUGCUGCUGUUCUGGCCUACAACAAUAUCUCCGUGCUCAGACAGCAGCUGAAACCAGAGUGGAGGCUUCACGGCAUCAUCAAACAUGGAGGAGUGAAGCCCAACAUUAUCCCCGCCUACACUGAAUUACAGUUUUAUCUGCGCACACCGCUGGUUAAGGAUCUUUGUGACCUCAAGGCCAAAGCAGAGGCUUGCUUUAGGGCAGCCGCUGUGGCCACUGGUUGCCAAGUGGAGAUAACCUACCCAUCCCAUGCCUACUAUAACAUUCUGCCUAAUGCUGCACUGGCAAACCUGUACGAACAUAAUGGAAAAGCUUUGGGGAUUGAGUUUCCAGAGCAGCCAGCCAACUUCUCUGGUUCCACAGACUUUGGCAACGUAUCAUUCAUAGUUCCUGGGAUUCAUCCUUUCUUCUACAUCUGCACCGAUGCGUUUAACCACACUGAGGAAUACACCGACGCAGCAGGAGCUGAAAAGGCCCAGUUGUUCACCCUGAGGAUAGCCAAAACCCUGGCUAUGACAGCUGUGGAUGUCGUGUGCUGCCCUGAUCUGCUCAGGCAAGUGAGAGAGGACUUCAGCCUGGCAAAACAAAAACAGGAGAAAUGACUAGAAGCCAGCGAUGCAACUUUGACAGCUCCAUAAAUACACCAAUUUUAAUGAUAAAUUUAAUAAUAAUAAGAAAAAUAACACGAAUUCCGGACAGACGAAGGUGUCUGAGGUUGUGGAAAGGUUGUGGAAAGCUGUAAAACUAACAACAGAGACCUGAGUAUCUCAAAGACCACCUUAAUGGAGUGAGAGAGACUGGAAUAAGUAACGCUUUCACAUUAAUAUAACAGGCAGCAGCCACAAUUUUUUUUUAAAAGAAGGUAAAGCUAUGGCUUAUAUCCUCGUUGCAAUUUUAGGCCAUUUUCAUCAGUGCUCACGGCACAGUUCAGGGGGUGGCAGUGUCAGUCUGAGAGCUUGUUUAGCUUAUUAAAUAUUUGAACAGCUAUUGGAUGCAUUGAGAUGAUAUUUUGUGCAGAUAUUUGUGGUCCCAAGAGGAUCAAAACUACUGAGUUUGAAGAUCCUCAGUUUUGUUUUCACUUAUCCUGUGAAAUAUUUCAACAUACUGAAUGGAUUGCCACAGAAUUUGGUAGAUUCAUGAUCCCCAGAGGAUAAAUUCUAAUGACUUUUGACACUCUCUUAUUUUUCAUCUAGCGCCAUCAUUAGGUGGCUAUUUACUGAAACUUUCUCAACAACUAUUGGAUAGAUUGUCAUGAAAUUUGGGUUAGACGCUCAUGUUCUCCAGAGGCAGAAAUGUAAUAAGUUUGGUGAUCUCUUAACUUUUACUGUAGCGCUAUCAUCUUUUGUCCAGUAUUUCGGUUUCUAACUAAAUACCGUGAAACUAAUCAGAUUCACAUCAGCUUCAGCUGUAGUUCACAUUUGGUGGGAGUAGCAAAUGUUAGCAUGCUAACACACUAAGCUCAGUUAGCAUUUAGUUAGCUCAAAGCACCACUGUGCCAAAGUGCAAGCAACAGACUCUUUGUCUUGUUUUUAGAUUUUUUGACUUGGAGUGAUUUUAUUGAUGAUGAUAAAGGUGAACCAAUCAGAAGUGGUAUUGCUUUGACUUCUGCAUC